GCUUUCCUCCCUCAUGUCAGACAGCAGAGGGCCAGAGACAGUACUAGCAUUCUUUCUCAGACAUAGGUCUCGGACGUAGUGGAGGCCCGAGCUCUCCGCAAUCCACCACCAUCGUCUCAGCUGAGCUCGUCGUGUGCAUCUCAAGUGGAGUAAGAUUCUCAAAUGUGCAAACACGUCCUGAAUGCCCAAGUCGCCAUCCGCGCACCGUGCUGCAAGCAAUGGUUCGACUGCGCAGAAUGCCAUGCCGAGACACAGACGCACCCGCUCGCCAAGACGACGGAGAUGGUGUUCUUGUGCAAGAAGUGCAAGAAGGCAUUCCGGAAGGACAUGUCUGAGUAUGAGGAGAGCGACGAGUACUGUCCGCAUUGCGACAACCACUAUGUCAUUGAGGCCAAAACACCACAAGCGGUCCUCGGUGUGGAAGGGGAAGAUCCACGCAUAGAUGCCCGGAUGUUGAAAGAUGAUCGUACCAAGGAAGACCGAGCACGAUCAUUGCUCAACCUGGACACGUCGGAUCGGCUGGGCUAGGUGGUCUCAUAGCGGGCCGCUCCUUGUUCUUGCUUUGCAUCACAUGUUUCAUAGUGUAGAGCCCUCCGGGCAGUCCUGGCCACGGUGGCCUUGAUUGCAGUUUGCUUCGGUGUCCUUCGAGACUGCUUCAAUGCACAGUACAGUCCUUGCGCGCGUCGGGCGGGCUCGCGCCCGCCCUCAACGCGCCACGACUGUGCUUUCCUACAUGCUAUCAUUAUUCUUCCUCGAUGGGGUUUGUGGCGGGCUGCGGUCGGGCUCCGCCCUCCCUUCAGCCCGCUCUUCCCCACCAGCACAAGCUAAGGGGCGCCAGCGGUCCCCUGAGAAUCAC
This is a messenger RNA of Dichomitus squalens LYAD-421 SS1, 856 nucleotides long. RefSeq lists its product as uncharacterized. The record is from RefSeq and is a predicted model, not a curated record. Lineage: Eukaryota; Fungi; Basidiomycota; Agaricomycetes; Polyporales; Polyporaceae. Gene Ontology annotation, biological process: protein import into mitochondrial intermembrane space. Bases 163 to 528 code for a protein of 121 amino acids. The transcript has 6 exons. Gene Ontology annotation, cellular component: mitochondrial intermembrane space. Gene Ontology annotation, molecular function: zinc ion binding.